Glycine soja is the source of this 4345-nucleotide messenger RNA. Its product is annotated as putative phospholipid-transporting ATPase 9. NCBI's taxonomy places the organism in Eukaryota, Viridiplantae, Streptophyta, Magnoliopsida, Fabales, Fabaceae. Bases 798 to 4067 code for a protein of 1089 amino acids. Gene Ontology annotation, biological process: phospholipid translocation. The transcript is spliced from 12 exons. Gene Ontology annotation, molecular function: ATP hydrolysis activity; magnesium ion binding; ATP binding. Gene Ontology annotation, cellular component: plasma membrane. The record is from RefSeq and is a predicted model, not a curated record.
GUUUGAACUCAUUACCAGGGAAGAUCCAAUAGCAGCAUGUGCACGUUUUAAGUCUUUUCUUCGUUCUUAGCUACAAGUCAAACUGAUAUACCUGUCUGAUUUCAGCUACUAACCCAAAGAAACAAACAACAUUUUCUAUGCUGCUUCACUUAUAAUUAUUUCACUACAAAGUUCUUCUUUUCAAUUCUGAACACUGCACACAUAUAUAUUCUUAAUCUUUCUGGCCUCCGUAUUCUUGUCUUUUUCUGCUUCAAUCAUUAUAGGACAGGUGCAUUUUUGGUUCAACACACACAUAUCUCUUACCUUAUAGUACACAAUGAACUUCUUUUAAUCUUUUCUAACAAAAAUUGCCCUUUUUCUUUUCAUUUUAUUGGUUCGAUAAUGCCGUGUUUCUUUCUUUCUUGGCCUUCCUAUCGACAGUGACUGUGUUUGGUGCUGCCUUGGGAUAAAGUGAACAAAACUAGUUGAUCUCUGCAAAUCUGUUUUUUUUUUUUUUUUUUUUUAAGGAUUUUCAAGUCUGAAGCUUAUUUAAGAGGGGAAUUAUGCAAGGUUGUAAACUUGUAAUGUAUUGUGAUUGUAAUUUGUACUAUUAUAAGUUGUAAGCUUUUGGAGAAGCAAAGUUGUUGAAGUUAUGGAAGGUAAUGGUAGAAGGAGGAGGCGCCACUUCAGCAGAAUCCAUGCAUUCUCUUGUGGAAAAGCUUCAUUCAAAGGGGAGCAUUCACUCAUAGGCGGUCCUGGAUUCUCAAGGAUAGUGUACUGCAACGAAGCGGAACGCGGUGAGGGGAGUCUUGUGAGCUAUGGUGACAAUUAUCAAUGUUGUUCCUCUUGUGGUUGUGGUUGCUGCUACAAUGGGGAAAGAGGCUGUUGAGGAUUGGAAGAGGAAAAAGCAGGAUAUUGAUAUGAAUAAUAGAAAGGUUAAAGUGCACCGUGGAGAUGGUGUUUUUGACUAUUCUAAAUGGAAGGAUUUGAAAGUCGGGGACAUAGUAAAGGUUGAAAAGGAUGAAUUUUUCCCUGCUGAUCUCAUCUUACUUUCAUCAAGCUAUGACGAUGCAAUUUGCUAUGUAGAGACCAUGAAUCUUGAUGGAGAAACAAAUCUAAAAGUUAAACAAUCACUUGAAGAAACUUCAAAGUUGCAAGAAGAUUCAAGCUUUCAAAAUUUCAAGGCUAUUAUCAAAUGCGAAGAUCCAAAUGCAAAUUUGUACUCGUUUGUAGGCAGUUUGGAGCUUGAAGAUCAAUUGUAUCCUCUUUCACCUCUGCAUCUACUGCUUAGGGACUCAAAGCUAAGGAACACCGAGUUCAUCUACGGUGUGGUAAUCUUUACAGGCCAUGAUACAAAGGUUAUGCAGAAUUCAACAGAACCUCCAUCCAAGAGAAGCACAGUUGAGAAGCGGAUGGAUAAGAUCAUCUACUUUCUGUUCUUAGUCUUAUUUUUAAUUUCUUUUAUUGGUUCAAUUUUCUUCGGGAUUGCAACGAGGAAGGACCUUGAAAAUGGAGUUAUGAAGCGAUGGUACCUCAGACCAGAUGACACCACAAUUUACUUUGAUCCAAAGAAAGCACCAGUCGCAGCCAUGCUGCACUUCCUGACUGCACUUAUGUUGUAUAGUUACUUGAUUCCAAUUUCUUUGUACGUUUCCAUUGAAGUUGUGAAAGUUCUUCAAAGCAUUUUCAUCAACCAGGAUUUGCACAUGUAUUAUGAGGAAGCUGACCGGCCAGCACAUGCUCGUACCUCGAAUUUGAAUGAAGAACUUGGCCAAGUUGAUACUAUACUUUCAGAUAAAACAGGAACUUUGACUUGCAACUCUAUGGAAUUCAUCAAGUGUUCUAUUGCUGGGAUUGCGUAUGGCCAAGGAGUUACAGAAGUUGAGAGAGCUCUAGCCAGGAGAGAAGGAGUACCUUUAAGUCAAGAGUUGACAGAAGAUGGAAAUGUUCCAAAGUCUUCCAUUAAAGGUUUUAACUUUAUGGAUGAAAGGAUCAUGAAGGGAAAUUGGAUCAACGAACCUCACGCCGAUGUAAUCCAGAACUUUCUGCGGUUGUUGGCAGUAUGCCAUACUGCAAUACCUGAAGUUGAUGAAGAAAUCGGUAAAGUUUCAUAUGAAGCUGAGUCACCUGAUGAGGCAGCUUUUGUGGUUGCAGCCAGAGAACUUGGUUUUGAGUUCUAUGAAAGGACACAGACAAAUAUUUCACUGCAUGAGUUCAAUCCGAGAUCAGGCCAAACAACAGAAAGGUCGUACAAACUUUUGAAUAUAUUAGAGUUUAGUAGUACAAGAAAGCGGAUGUCUGUAAUUGUAAGAGAUGAGGAGGGGAAACUGCUACUAUUUAGCAAAGGAGCAGACAGUGUCAUGUUUGAACGACUUGCAAGGAAUGGAAGGGAGUUUGAAGAGAAGACUAAGCAGCACAUUGAUGAAUAUGCUGAUGCUGGUUUGAGGACCUUGAUACUUGCGUAUCGGGAACUUGAUGAAGAAGAGUACAAUCUAUUCAAUGAAGAAUUUAUGGAGGCCAAAAACUUAGUGAGUGCAGAUCGAGAGCAAAUUGUGGAGGAAAUAUCAGAAAAGAUUGAGAAGGAUUUAAUUCUUCUUGGUGCUACUGCAGUUGAAGACAAACUUCAAAAUGGGGUUCCUGAAUGCAUUGACAAGCUAGCACAGGCAGGAAUUAAGCUAUGGGUUCUGACUGGUGAUAAAAUGGAGACAGCAAUCAAUAUUGGGUUUGCUUGUAGUUUACUCAGACAAGGAAUGAAGCAAAUUAUAAUUAGUUCAGACACUCCAGAAACCAAAUCACUGGAGAAAGUGGAGGACAAGUCUGCUGCUGCAGCGGCAGUUAAGGUAAGUGUUAUUCAUCAAUUAACGAAUGGAAAGGAAUUACUUGCUGAAUCUGAUGAAAACUCUGAGGCAUUAGCUCUUAUCAUUGAUGGGAAGUCUCUCACUUAUGCACUAGAAGAUGAUGUAAAGGACUUAUUUCUUACACUUGCUGCUGGCUGUGCAUCUGUCAUAUGCUGUCGUUCAUCUCCCAAGCAGAAAGCACUUGUUACUAGAUUGGUAAAGGUUAAAACUGGCAGUACAACUCUAGCAAUUGGUGAUGGAGCAAAUGAUGUUGGAAUGCUUCAAGAAGCAGACAUUGGGAUCGGUAUCAGUGGUGUUGAAGGAAUGCAGGCUGUAAUGUCGAGUGAUAUCGCAAUUGCCCAAUUUCGGUUUCUAGAGCGUUUACUUCUUGUGCAUGGGCAUUGGUGUUACAGAAGAAUCUCAUCAAUGAUUUGCUACUUCUUUUACAAGAACAUUGCCUUCGGCUUCACCCUCUUCUUCUACGAGAUCUAUGCGUCGUUCUCGGGGCAAGCUGCAUACAAUGAUUGGUACCUCUCACUAUAUAACGUAUUCUUCACUUCUCUUCCUGUAAUUGCCUUGGGAGUGUUUGACCAGGAUGUUUCUGCUAGACUAUGCCACAAGUUCCCAUUAUUAUAUCAAGAAGGUGUACAAAAUGUCCUAUUCAGCUGGAAACGGAUCCUCGGUUGGGCUUUCAACGGAGUCUUGAGUGCUACCAUAAUAUUCUUCUUCUGCAUCAACGGAAUGGAGAAUCAAGCAUUCCGUAAAGCCGGGGAAGUUGCUGAUCUUGAAGUUCUUGGUGCCACCAUGUACACUUGUGUUGUGUGGGUGGUGAAUUCCCAAAUGGCAUUGUCCAUUAGUUACUUCACUUACAUACAACAUUUAUUCAUAUGGGGUGGCAUUCUUUUCUGGUACAUAUUCCUCUUAGUGUAUGGAACCAUGGACCCUUCUCUAUCAACCACUGCCUAUAAGGUCUUGAUUGAAGCUUGUGCACCAGCACCAUCUUACUGGCUCAUCACUUUGCUUGUGCUUGUUGCUUCACUCCUUCCAUACUUCGCCUACGCUUCGAUCCAAAUGCGGUUUUUCCCCACGUUCCAUCAAAUGAUACAGUGGAUACGAAAUGAUGGCCAAACAACUGAUCCAGAAUAUGUUAAUAUUGUGAGACAAAGAUCAAUAAGACACACAACGGUUGGGUUCACGGCUCGGUUUGAAGCAUCACAUAGUUCAGGAGCAUCCAAGAGUAUUCAAGUCUGAAAACAAUGUUAGCAAUUAAGCAAUGUUUUUUCUGUUUCUUUGUUGUAUUUAAAGUUCUUUGGUCUGAACAUAGGCGAAAAUUUGGUAUAGGUAAUCAAUCACGUACUUCGGAUUGUAUAUAUUUAAGGUAGAGAUGGGUCUUAUGUAGUUGACAAAGAAAUGUCAAGAGAUAUGCUCUUUGACAAAGGUAAACAAGUAAUCAGUGCCCUGAAAGAUAAUGAAAAAAUUGGCGAGUAAUGAAAGAUUAAAGAGCUUCCUUUGCAGGUUUGGUUUCUGUU